This is a messenger RNA of Paralichthys olivaceus (Japanese flounder), 900 nucleotides long. RefSeq names its product MORN repeat containing 5 (gene morn5). NCBI's taxonomy places the organism in Eukaryota, Metazoa, Chordata, Actinopteri, Pleuronectiformes, Paralichthyidae. The record is from RefSeq and is a predicted model, not a curated record.
AGCGCGCUCUGAUGACGUCGCAGAGGGCGCGACAACAACCGCCCGCCUUCGAUACUGAACUUCCGGGAUCCUCACAAGCUGUUGCCACAGACUGUUGCCACGGUAACGGCCUCCACCAGCGUUGAGCUGUCUCGAAGUCGUUCGUGAUUUUGAUUGAGAGGACGACGGAUUAUUAAUGGAGGCCACAGGAGGCAGCUACACAGGAACCACGAAAAAUGGCAGGAUGGAAGGAAAAGGAGAAUACACCUUCCCCACAGGGACCAGGCAUGAGGGAGACACGAAAGAUGGAGUGUUCCAUGGCAAAGGAGUGCUGCACUUUCCAAAUGGAAGCAAAUACGAAGCCACUUGGGAGAACGGCAUAGCUACACAGGGAUCUUUGACCUUUUCUGAUGGUCUGCAGUAUGAGGAGCAGGACUGGGAUUACUGCGAUGGUUACGACAGACGCUUCUUCUCUGAGAGGUGCAGUGGACUAAGACCUGCAGGAGAAUCUCAGCUAACUGAUCUGCAUCCUCCACGUGAAAUCCCGGAUUUGUGCUAUGAUUGUGGGGACGGUUUCUACGAUCCCACCACGAGAGUCGUCACUUCCUACACGGGCAGAUUCCUCAGGAACGCAGAUGACUCGGAACAUGGGUGGAUUGUGCACACUUGUCGGAAAGCUGGGGCCAAGGUUGUUGGCGCUGAUCCUGAAAAAACUGCUGCAACCAGACCUGAAGAGACCAGUGAAAUAAAAUGAUUACUUUCUCAACUACAAUGCAUGUAACAGUUUCCUUUAGUAGUUAUUUAAAAACUAUAGGGAGUGUACUGAUCAUUUGUCUGUAUUGCAUCACACAAGAUGAGUGAAAAGCAAAGUGUGUGUGUGUGUGUGUGUGUGUGUGUGUUGGUGUGUAAAGACGGAGGACU